UUUUUUUUCCCGUGUUCUGCCUUCCGCAAUUUAAGAUUCUCAUCUUAGAAUCCACGUGGACGCAUCUUAGAAUUCGACCGUUGGAGCGCUGUCGCCAGCCGGAACCUCAAAUUCCCCCCCUUCUCCGCCCAAACUUCAGCAAGGCAAGAGCGCAUCUCUCUCUCUCUCUCUCUCUCUCUCUCUCUCUCAUGGGGAUCUCCGCAGAAGCCGAGCAAGAAGAAAAGGUGUCGACCAUGGAGAGGCGCUGGACUCUCAAUGACUUUGACAUUGGAAAGCCUCUUGGACGAGGGAAGUUCGGUCAUGUUUAUUUGGCCAGAGAAAAGAAGAGCAAUCAUAUUGUGGCACUGAAGGUUCUGUUCAAGAGCCAGCUUAAACAAUCUCAGGUUGAGCAUCAGUUGCGUCGUGAAGUAGAAAUACAAAGUCACCUACGGCACCCAAAUAUAUUGCGUUUAUAUGGUUAUUUCUAUGAUCAGACCCGUGUUUAUUUGAUAUUAGAAUAUGCAGCAAAAGGUGAGCUCUACAAAGAAUUGCAGAAAUGCAAAUAUUUCAGUGAAAGACGAGCUGCAACUUAUGUUGCAUCAUUAGCACGGGCCUUGAUCUACUUGCACGGGAAGCACGUUAUUCACAGAGAUAUCAAACCGGAGAACCUUCUGAUUGGUGUCCAGGGUGAGUUGAAAAUUGCAGAUUUUGGUUGGUCUGUUCACACAUUUAGUCGCAGGCGGACCAUGUGCGGGACAUUGGAUUACCUUCCACCUGAAAUGGUGGAAAGUGUAGAACAUGAUGCUAGUGUGGACAUUUGGAGCUUGGGUGUCUUAUGCUAUGAGUUCCUAUAUGGAGUUCCACCAUUUGAGGCAAAGGAACAUUCAGAUACAUACAGAAGGAUCAUCAAGGUUGAUCUGAAGUUUCCUCCAAAACCAAUUGUUUCUUCUGCUGCGAAAGAUCUUAUUAGCCAGAUGCUUGUCAAAGACUCCUCACGGCGUCUUCCACUUCACAAGUUGCUUGAGCAUCCAUGGAUACUCCACAAUGCAGAUCCAUCAGGCAUCUAUAGAGGGUAACAUGUAGUUUAAAAGACAGGCAAUUCCCCAGAUGUUAGUGGAGUCACAGGAAACCCAACCUCCAAUAAAUUUGGAGGAAAUUUGUGGAUCAAAUUCAUUGAUUGUAUGUAUUUUAGCUCUUUUGUUUCACCUGGUUUUUGGGUUGAACAACCUGACUGAUAGGAUCAUUGUUGACAUCUGAUGAGAGCCGGUAAAGUCAGGAGUUGUAACAGUGAACUAACUUGUAUUUUGUAUGGUGGUUGAUAUCUCUGCUUGCAUGUUUAGAAAUUUUUUAUGUA
This is a messenger RNA of Phoenix dactylifera (date palm), 1333 nucleotides long. Its product is annotated as serine/threonine-protein kinase Aurora-1. The record is from RefSeq and is a predicted model, not a curated record. Lineage: Eukaryota; Viridiplantae; Streptophyta; Magnoliopsida; Arecales; Arecaceae. Gene Ontology annotation, biological process: protein phosphorylation. Gene Ontology annotation, molecular function: protein kinase activity; ATP binding.